Molecule: messenger RNA, 446 nt
Organism: Gilbertella persicaria
Lineage: Eukaryota; Fungi; Mucoromycota; Mucoromycetes; Mucorales; Choanephoraceae
Exons: 1
Coding region: 88-378 (96 amino acids)
Source: RefSeq, a predicted model, not a curated record
AGACAAUGACGAACUUCUAAAAAAAACUAUUUUUCUCUUCUUUUCUUUAUCUCCUUUUUUUUUUGUUUUCCCUCCUUUUUAAAACUAAUGGGUCUCCUUGACAAAUUAAAAACGCAGUACGAUUUACAUCAAGUGACUCAAUACACUAAACGUCGAGAAGCCUACUCUGACUUUGAGUUUAAAAACAAAGACUAUUAUAAAGCUGCUUAUCAAGAUGGUGUUUAUGCAGACAUCCAAAAAAGGCCUUCAAUCACUCGCAGAUCUUCAUCGAUGCUUUUGGUAGUUUCUGAUCUUAUCAAGAGAAAAACAAACAAAAAGAGACGAUCGCUGGCCACUGAAUUAAACAGGACAUCUGAAUCAUAUACCAUGAGUGCGUAAGUUGUACUCUUUAAAUACUGUUAACACUAUAAUAAAAAACGCCCCAAACUAAAAAAAAAAAAAAGGUU